AUGCUUGGCCCUUUCCACCCCGGCGCCGAGCGGCCGCGUCGGGAAGGAAACGACACUAGCCCCGAGAGCUUCCUUUUGCACAACGCGCUGGCCCGAAAGCCUAAGCGGAUCCGAACCGCCUUUUCCCCGUCCCAGCUUCUGAGGCUGGAACACGCCUUCGAGAAAAACCACUACGUGGUGGGCGCCGAGAGGAAGCAGCUGGCACACAGCCUCAGCCUCACGGAAACUCAGGUAAAAGUAUGGUUUCAGAACCGGAGGACGAAGUUCAAAAGACAGAAGCUGGAGGAAGAAGGUUCAGAUUCGCAACAAAAGAAAAAAGGGACGCAUCACAUUAACCGGUGGAGAAUCGCCACCAAGCAGGCCAGCCCGGAGGAAAUAGACGUGACCUCGGACGAUUAAAAACACAACCCGAACCCCACGGAAACGGACAGAGCGGAGCAAAACAGAGGACGGGGAGAGGCGGGGAAGAAGAAAACACGCUACAGAACAAAAACAAACCGCACACACACAUUCGCCGAGAAGGGGAGAGGGAGUCGGAGGGACAGCGGAGAGCGUGUCGCAGACUUUGGGCCGCGAGGGCGCAGGUCCCUGACCGGAGGCCGCGCCAUGAUGGCAGAGGAUGGAGGCUCCUUGAUCAACAUGCAACCCUUGUCUAAAGAGGCAGCUGAGAGAGAGAGAGAAUGAGAGAGAGAGAGAGAAAAAGAGAGAGAGAGAUCUAAAGGUGGCCAAGCAGCAGGCGCUCUGACAAGGGGAGCUGUCAGUCAAAGGCCCAACCAGCGAGACAAGAUGAUUGGCAGGUAUUCCGUUUAUCGCAGUCCGACUUUAUUUUUCUUUGUAAAAAAAGAUAAUAAUGAUGAUGAUAAAAGGAAAAAAAAGCAACCAGGCACAGGACUUUUUAUUUUGCACUUCACAGUGUCCCCCUACCCCACCCCCAGUCUUUAAAAAUAAUCAGUAAUAAUAAUGAUGAUCGAAAUUUCAUAUCCAGCCCCAUCCCACACAUGUCCAAAAACUUGAAUUGCAUGUAGCAGUUGUUGGGCGAAUGGUGUCUAAAGACAGAAAAUGAAUUGUAACUUUCUUUUCCUUUUAAAGACAGGUUCUGUGUGCUUUUGAUUUUGAGUUUUGAUUUUCGAGAAAUGUGCAGUCUGUAAACACGUUUUGAUAUCUUCUGAUGUCAAAGUGAUUGUGAAAGCUAAACUAGUAGGCUCAGCGAUAGUGGUCCUCUUACAGAGAAAUGGGGAGCCGGAUGGGGGGCAGGGGGUGGCUGGGGAGGGUGCCCACAAGAGGAGUCAGGAUUUGUGUUGGAAAAAAAAAUACCUAAAUUAAUUCUAUUUCUUGGACAUUCCCUUCCCUAACAUCCCAAGGCUUAAAAUCAUGAAGCAAACUCCUUUUAGUGGUUGGAGAUAUUGGCUGAGUUCAACCAUUGACUGCAAAGGCCAUUCCAAACUUCAGAUCGAUCGAUUGCAAAAACCGAAGGACUGUAGUUAGCGGGGAUGAUGCUAAGUGUGGCCAAAGACAUGGCGGCAAGUUUUCAAGCACUGAGUUUCUAUUCCAAGAUCACAGACUUACUAAAGAGAGUGACAAACGCUUCCUUAAUGUCUUCUAUACCAGAAUGUAAAUAUUUUUGUGUUUUGUGUUAAUUUGUUAGAAUUCUAACACACUAUAUACUUCCAAGAAGUAUGUCAAUGUCAAUAUUUUGUCAAUAAAGAUUUAUCAAUAUGC
Molecule: messenger RNA, 1719 nt
Organism: Myotis davidii
Lineage: Eukaryota; Metazoa; Chordata; Mammalia; Chiroptera; Vespertilionidae
Gene: EMX2
Product: empty spiracles homeobox 2
Exons: 3
Coding region: 1-399 (132 amino acids)
Biological process (GO): brain development; central nervous system development; regulation of DNA-templated transcription
Molecular function (GO): DNA binding; DNA-binding transcription factor activity, RNA polymerase II-specific
Source: RefSeq, a predicted model, not a curated record